Molecule: messenger RNA, 1686 nt
Organism: Marmota monax (woodchuck)
Lineage: Eukaryota; Metazoa; Chordata; Mammalia; Rodentia; Sciuridae
Gene: Rtn4ip1
Product: reticulon 4 interacting protein 1
Exons: 9
Coding region: 471-1661 (396 amino acids)
Cellular component (GO): mitochondrion
Molecular function (GO): zinc ion binding; oxidoreductase activity
Source: RefSeq, a predicted model, not a curated record
GGCUGUCGUCACAUGGCCCCCCUCCCGCGGCGAGGAGAGCCGGCAGGCAAGGGGAGUCCGGGCUAGGGUCGCGGCGGUGUUGGGAAGUGGUGGUUUUGCUUGGCAUCGGGAUUGCUGGCAGUGUCUGCCGGUUUCGGCAAGGGUUCCAGGACAGCAUAGGGAUCUAGGGAGGUUGCACAUCUGCUUGUUUGCUAUUUUCUUUGUGUUGCCUUUUAAAGGACUGUCCGCUGUUGGGGGAGGGAGGAGAAUGGACAGAACACUGACUAGAACGUUACUGGAGCAUUUCUGAUGGGACGAGCACAAUAACAAGUCUGUAUUCUUCCUUCAUUUGCUCCACUAGGUUAAUUUCACUUUCGAGUGCUCAAUUUUGAAAUAGGUUAGUGUGUUUGGCAGAAUUUGAUCGAAUUUAGGAGUGAGAGCUUGAACCACUUCAGUUGCAUCUUAUUGGAGCACAAAGCACACUGUUCACGAUGGAAGUUUUGAGGACUUGUGUACUGAGAAGAAAUGCAUGUACUGCUGCCUGCUUCUGGAGAAGCAAAGCCGUACAAAAACUUUCAGUUAGGAAGAUUAGUACUACCUCUCCAAGGAACACUGUCAUGCCCGCUUGGGUGAUUGAUAAAUAUGGGAAGAAUGAAGUGCUUCGCUUCACUCAGAACAUGAUGUUACCUAUCAUACACUAUCCAAAUGAAGUUAUUAUCAAAGUACAUGCUGCGAGUGUAAAUCCUAUAGAUGUUAAUAUGAGAAGUGGUUAUGGAGUGACAGCUUUAAAUAUGAAGCGUGAUCCUUUACAUAUUAAAAGAAAAGGAGAUGAAUUUCCUCUAACUCUGGGCCGGGAUGUCUCUGGUGUGGUGAUGGAGUGCGGGCUUGAUGUGAAGUAUUUCAAGCCUGGAGAUGAGGUCUGGGCCGCAGUUCCUCCUUGGAAACAAGGCACUUUCUCAGAAUUUGUUGUGGUCAGUGGGAAUGAGGUCUCUCACAAACCCAAAUCACUCACGCAUACUCAAGCUGCCUCUUUGCCAUAUGUGGCUCUCACAGCCUGGUCUGCCAUAAACAAGGUUGGCGGUCUGAAUCACAAGAAUUGUACAGGAAAACGUGUUUUAAUCUUGGGAGCUUCAGGUGGAGUUGGUACUUUUGCAAUCCAGGUAAUGAAAGCAUGGAAUGCUCAUGUGACAGCAGUUUGCUCUCAAGAUGCCAGUGAACUUGUGAGGAAGCUUGGGGCAGAUGAUGUAAUUGAUUACAAAUCUGGAAGCGUGGAAGAACAGUUGAAAUCCUUAAAACUGUUUGAUUUUAUCCUUGAUAAUGUCGGUGGAUCUACUGAAAUGUGGGCUCUCAAUUUUCUCAAGAAAUGGUCAGGAGCCACCUAUGUGACUUUGGUGACUCCUUUCCUCAUGAACAUGGACCAACUGGGCAUAGCAGAUGGCAUGCUGCAGACAGGAGUCACUGUGGGCACCAAGACAUUAAAGCAUUUCUGGCAAGGAGUCCAUUAUCGCUGGGCCUUUUUCAUGCCCAGCGGUCCAUGUCUAGAUGAAAUUGCAGAACUUGUGGAUGCAGGAAAGAUUCGACCAGUUAUUGAACAAACCUUUCCUUUUUCUCAAGUUCCGGAAGCUUUCCUAAAGGUGGAAAGAGGACAUGCACGAGGAAAGACCGUAAUUAAUGUCAUUUAAAUAAAUACUGUAUGUGGUUUAGUGA